AUGUUCACAUUUACACCAAGUUUAUGUGGUGAUAACCAUCUGUAUACUCCUGCUACACUUCAAAGUCCUCUUUAUCCCCGUUACUUCCCUAACUCUAUAGACUGUAACUGGACUAUUUCUGACACCAAUGGAUCAAGGAUUCUGUUAACGUUUUUAGAAUUUGCGUUGGAAAGUCGUUCAGGUUGUAUUUAUGAUUACUUGGACGUUUAUGAUGGUGACUCCUCGUAUGCACAAAAACUUGGGCGAUAUUGUGGAAACGACUCAAAACUAAGUCUGACAUCAUCUGGAUCCCACCUCUUUAUUGCGCUCCACUCGGAUGGUAUUAUACAAAAACAAGCAUUUGUUUUGAAUUUCUCAAAUACAGUUGGUUUAUGUGGUGAUAACCAUCUGUAUACUCCUGCUACACUUAAAAGUCCUCUUUAUCCCCGUUACUUCCCUAACUCUAUAGACUGUAACUGGACUAUUUCUGACACCAAUGGAUCAAGGAUUCUGUUAACGUUUUCAACUUUUGUGUUGGAAAGUCAUUCAAGUUGUAAAUAUGAUUACUUGGACGUUUAUGAUGGUGACUCCUCGUAUGCACAAAAACUUGGGCGAUAUUGUGGAAACGAAUCAAAACUAAGUCUGACAUCAUCUGGAUCCCACCUUUUUAUUGCGUUCCACUCGGAUGGUAUUAUACAAAAACAAGCAUUUGUUUUGAAUUUCUCAUAUACAGUUGGUAGAAACGUUACAAUCUGCACGAAAAAGAUCGACCUUGGGUUUGUAAUGGACAGUUCUGGCAGCAUCGGACGUCAUAAUUUUGAAAAAACCAAAUCAUUCAUAAAAUAUUUUACGGAUUAUUUCAAAAUUUCUCCAAACGAAACAAGAGUGUCGGUGAUAACGUUCGCGACAAGGCCAACAUUACAUUUUGGAUUUUCUCGAGAAUUCAGGACCAGACAGGAUCUUUAUUUGGCAAUAGAUAAAAUCCCAUACAACGGAGGGAAAAGGAACACCGCGAUGGCUUUAUUGAACGCAUCUAUAGAUAUGUUUCAUACACAGAAUGGUGCUAGGAUUUCAGGAAUAAAGAGAAUUUUAAUAGUUUUGACUGCUGGCAAAAGCACUCGAGAUGUUCAUCAUCCUUCUCAAAAACUCAAAAACCUGGGUGUCGUAAUAUUCUCAAUUGGAGUUGGUUCAGGAAUCGAUGUUUUAGAGCUCGAAAAAAUGGCUUCCUCUCCUGCAAAAGACCACGUGUUCCUAAUCGACAAUUUCAAUGAGUUCGCUGAUUUGGCUCACAAUAUGUCAUUUAAUGCUUGCAAUGGUACUUUAAAUGCGUUCAGCAGUGAAGGCAAUACAACUAUAGUGGUUAUCGCUGUUGUUGUUCCAACUUUCGUUUUACUUGCCGGGCUUCUCAUUGCUUAUUGGCUUUACCGAAAACGAAGAAACGCACGGCAACAAGAAGUAUUCAAUAUCCCUAUACACGAGUUAAACAAAGCACGAAAAGCCUCUAAAGAUAACAUGGACAUUCUAUUUCCUGAACACCUAAAGAACGUGGACAGUUCCCCAAGGAAAAGAUUACCAUCCAUUCACGAACAUAAUAGUAAAGAAGAAAAACAGGAAGAAGGCAAGUAUAUAGUGAAGAAUAUUGAAAUAUACUAA
This is a messenger RNA of Dendronephthya gigantea, 1632 nucleotides long. Its product is annotated as cubilin-like. The record is from RefSeq and is a predicted model, not a curated record. Bases 1 to 1632 code for a protein of 543 amino acids. NCBI's taxonomy places the organism in Eukaryota, Metazoa, Cnidaria, Anthozoa, Malacalcyonacea, Nephtheidae. The transcript is spliced from 9 exons.